AUGGCAGUAUUAAGAAAGCUGUCUUGUCUUGUGUUGGUUAGCCUAACACUGACAUACAUAGCAAAGUCCAAAGCAGCCAGUGUUAAUGAAAUCCUUUCUAAAGGUGAUUCUGACUAUAUGCUGUCCGAUUACCGAGGGAAAGGUUGUAUUGAUGACAAUGGAUUUGUGUUUGAUGUGGGCGAGAAGUUUUACCCCACUGCGACAGCCUGUCCCUGUGUCUGCACUGAAACUGGUCCGGUGUGUCGUAAGCCUCAGUGUCCUCGAAUCUCCUCCCGGUGUAUCCGUGUCAGUUACCACUCCUGCUGCCCACGCUGCUUGGAAUUCCGCAACUCGUGUCAAUAUGGAGGCAACAUGUACCGACUAUUCCAGGAAUUCUGGCCAUCUGCCUGUGAGAGGUGUCGAUGUGAAUCUAACCGAGAAGUGUACUGUCUAACUGCAGAGUGUGCUCCUGUCCACUGUGUUAACCCAUCAUAUGAAGCCAAUCAGUGCUGUUCAGUGUGCAAACAAGGUCCAAACUGCUUUGCAGGAAACACCAUUAUCCCUGCUGGUGUGAAGGUGGAAAUGGAUGGAAAGUCUGUCUGUUUCUGUCCAUAUAAGGAUGGGUCCUGGGAACCUCAACAGCAAGCAAUCUGCACCUCCCGUGGAAGGCGGCAGGGUCAUCACCAUAGUGUAAAGGAAGGACACCGUUGGGAGCGGAUGCAGCAGCGAUAGGCUGACGGCUGCAAUACUCUGGGAGCAGCUAAUGCUCCUCUAAUUGUAUUUUACAAUGAUAAACAGGAUCUUAACCA
Molecule: messenger RNA, 788 nt
Organism: Hemiscyllium ocellatum (epaulette shark)
Lineage: Eukaryota; Metazoa; Chordata; Chondrichthyes; Orectolobiformes; Hemiscylliidae
Product: von Willebrand factor C domain-containing protein 2-like
Exons: 3
Coding region: 1-711 (236 amino acids)
Biological process (GO): negative regulation of BMP signaling pathway
Cellular component (GO): AMPA glutamate receptor complex
Molecular function (GO): protein binding
Source: RefSeq, a predicted model, not a curated record